Molecule: messenger RNA, 198 nt
Organism: Cetraspora pellucida
Lineage: Eukaryota; Fungi; Glomeromycota; Glomeromycetes; Diversisporales; Gigasporaceae
Source: the annotation of a GenBank genome assembly
AUGAGUCAGGACUCAUGCCACCUAUCGCCGACUAAACCAAAUAAACUUAUCGGAUAUUAUCCCGCUUAUAAACUUAAUUUAAAACUGGGGGCAGAGUUUACUAUCAGUCCAUCAAUUGAUUAUUUAAACUUUAUUGCAUUUGGCCAAAAUGACCUUGUUAAUAAUGGCAGAAAUAAUAAUAGUGGUGGUGACCCUUUG